Gadus chalcogrammus (walleye pollock) is the source of this 1049-nucleotide messenger RNA. Its product is annotated as transcription factor Adf-1-like. NCBI's taxonomy places the organism in Eukaryota, Metazoa, Chordata, Actinopteri, Gadiformes, Gadidae. The record is from RefSeq and is a predicted model, not a curated record. Bases 186 to 989 code for a protein of 267 amino acids. Gene Ontology annotation, biological process: regulation of transcription by RNA polymerase II. Gene Ontology annotation, cellular component: transcription regulator complex; nucleus. Gene Ontology annotation, molecular function: DNA binding. The transcript is spliced from 4 exons.
GUAUUUUGCGGCGCGACAAAUGCUGCUCGAGUUGAAAUAUUUCAACUUUUCGGCAGCAAACGCGUGAUGACAGCCAAUCAGCGUUCAACAGCGUUGCCACUGAGUGACAUGCCGUAACAGCCAAUCAGUGUUACUCCCUUGGAGUGACCUAGAGUUCACUACCUGAUCCAGAUCAAACCGCUAAAAUGGAGGAAAAGCUCAUCAUUUCAGUCUCCGCAUUCCCGGAGAUCUUCAACACCACCCUGGCCAGUUAUAAGGACCGGACGGUCAAGACCAAGGCUUGGCUGAAGGUGAGCGAGGAGGUCGGGCUAACUGAGGAGGAAUGCCGACGAAAGUGGAAGGUCCUGAGGGACGCCUACCUCAGGGAGAGACGCAGGCAGGAGGCAGGAAAGAGGAGUGGGUCAGCAGGCCCGUUGAAGACGUGGAAGUACUCUGCAAUCCUCUCUUUCCUUGGCCCAUUUGUUACUCCGAGGGAGACCAGUAGCAAUAUGGUGCUGGGGGUCGAGGUAGACGGGAUUGCAGAGUACCCAGUCGAGGACCACGGUUCAGAGGCAGCAGCAGGGACAGCGAGUGACCAAGGAGAUCUAAGCUGUGAGGAGCCGGAGGCUGCUGCCGCUGCCUCUGAACCCAUUCCACCACCACCACCAACUGCUGCCGUCACGACUCCUCCUAUUGCCCCAGCGAGGACACAAAACCGAAGGAGAGAGAGGGAGACGGAGACGGAGAUCGAGAGGUUACUCCUGGAGGUGCUGAGGAGGCAGACCGCACCUGUGCCUCUCAUCCUCUCUGAGGAUGUGCACUUUUUUAAAGGGAUACUUCCUUCCCUGCAACGAUUGCCACCCCAUGCAAAGGAACAAGUCAAAUUCCAAAUUCAUAUAAAUUAUUGCACGAUGCCAACUGUUGUCAUAAUCCAGUACAGUUUAAUUCGAUCAAUCAAUUUGGACCAGUCGAUGAAUAGGUUCUGGGGUGACAAUGGUUGCAGGGAAUGAUCCAUGCCCAUUUUGUUUUGUUUUUUUUGUUUACACACACACACACACUCCAAUAAAUUA